AACUGCCCACUAUCAGUAGUGGCUUUUUCUCCACUCUUCAACUUCCCAAACAAAUCGUUGCAUCAACCCCCUAAAUUCAAAUUCAUCCUCAUCUAUUUCAUCCAACAACUCUCUCUCUAGUUUCCACAGUUUAAAACAAUGGCAAUUGAAAAUAUCUAUGAAGAAAGAGCUGAGAAAAUGAUUUCCCACAAAGACGGGAAAUCCACAUUCAGAAUUGCCAGAUUCCUCAAACCAUGCACCAAACAUCUCAAAAAUGCUGUCCCAAUCCCAAACACCCCUCUGUUAUCUGACAUUUUCCCUCACAAUCUCCAGCAAUGGCCUUCCGAGGUCCAGUUCCGAGGCUGGAAACUUCCCCACAGAAAAUGGAAAGAAUGGGUCGAACGAUUAGCCCGAAAACACUCCAAAACAUGGAAAAAGGCCGGUAUCUGUGACGCCAUCCUUAGUUCUUUGUACGAGGUUCGUCGCGACAAAGAUUUGGUAUUGGGAUUGUCUGAAUUUUGGUGUCCCGAGAUCAACACAUUUGUCUUUCCAUGGGGUGAAGCGACGAUCACCCUCGAAGACAUCAUGGUUCUUGGUGGGUAUUCGGUUCUGGGAAAGCCCGUGACAAGCCCGCUUCCCAAGGACUUGUUGAGAGUCGAGCACGAGUUGAGAUGCCUCCAAAUGGAGAUGUCUAGAAGGAUAAAGCAAUGUAUGGAAAACACGGGUGAGUCUGAGUUUAAGUCUGAGCAUGUUGCUUUUUUAACAUAUUGGUUAUCUAGACAUGUGUUCCCUUCUAUUUCUGAAAAGACUAUUGGAAAGCACAUCUUUCCUAUAGCAGCACAUUUGUCUGUAGGGGCAAGAAUCGCUCUUGCCCCUGCAGUACUUUCGAGUCUGUAUCGAGACUUGAGAUUGCUGCACGAACAAGCGAUCACUAGUUCACAACGUAUUGUAGUUUUCGCGCCAUUUCAAUUGGUGCAGCUUUGGGCAUUGGAGCGGUUCCCACUUUUGGGACCGAAAACCCCAAACUCAUUAGAACUCGGCCAGCCUAGAGCCGCCAGGUGGCACAAACUAAACUCAAAAAUAAAUCUGCCACUUGUCAGAUCGGCUCUUAGGCUGCCGGAAAAUUUCCUUUGGCGGCCUUAUGCUAGUGAUUUGAAAAAUUGGCGCCAUUUAUCAUACUACAAAGAAACCGAACAAUUUGUAUCUGAUCGUUCGUGUUUUGAUGAUGAAAUAAAAUCUUACAUUCGAUCAACACUGUCAUCUAAUAUGGUUGGAAUAGGUUGUGUAGAGAAGUAUUCGCCACGCCGCGUAGCGAUGCAGUUUGGAAUGGAUCAAGAUCUUCCUACUGCUGAUCAUUUGGGUUCAAAGACUGGGUUGAAACAUGUCGGUUUCUUUGUCCAAUCAAGAUUCUUUGAGCCCAGUGUGUCGGUUAGGUACUUGAAAUGGUGGGAUGAUUUCAUGUUUGCUCGAAAACGAGCAAUUAGGGAUGCCUCAAUGCAGAAAGCAAAAAUGAUGAUGAAAAAAGCUUCAUCAUCGUCAGUCCAACCAAAAAUGAAUGAGAAAAACUGUCAUUAUUCCAGGACACAGAUAAUUAGAGAUUGGACCGAUGACGAAGCUGAUUUACCGUCCAAAAUAUCAUCAAAAAUUGAGACUAAAAACAGUGAGGGUGAUUUUCAUGCUUCAAAUGCUUCAAACACGCCCAAGAUUUCCAAUAAAAUUUCAAAAGUUUCAAAAGAAAUUGCCAAUGAAGAGAAAAACUUGCAGCCAUAUCAAGGUUCAAGUAUUGAAAAGAUUCAUCAAGAUUCUGGUGUUUCUUCAAAGACACAGAUAAUUAGAGAUUGGACCGAUGAAGGAGCUGAUUUACGGUCUAAAAGAUCAUCGAAAAUCAAGACCAGAAACAGAAAGGGUGAUUUCCAUGCUUCAAAUGCAUCAAGUACUCCCAAAAUUCCCAAGAAAAUUUCAAAAUUUUCAAAAGAAAUUGUCAACGAAGAAAACAACUUGCAGCGAUAUCAAGGUUCAAGUAUUGGAAAGAUUUACCAAGAUUCCAGUGUUUGGAAAAGGACAAGAAGUUCGCGGAAAGGUAAUGUUGUUCCUUCUUCUUCUACUAUGAAUAGAAAGCGAAAGUUGUCUUCGAAAGAAGAAGGGAAUUUAAAGAAGAAAGGCUCCAUUGAUAUCGUUAACCACUUUGAUGAAGAAUUGGAUUUUGUGUUGCUGAGAGAGAUGAUGAAACAGAACAAGAGCAAAGAAGAAUCAGUUAAAGUAGUUGCUGUUAGAGAGUCUUAUGAUAAUCCUGUGAAUGUUGAUGAUUGGAAGAUGGAGAUUAGUGCAACUCAAUUUCAAGAACUUGAAUUGUCUAUAGAAGGAAGGUUUCAGAGGAUAGAGAAGAGGUUGGGGAUAAAUCCCACUUCGAUGCGUUGA
Messenger RNA from Camellia sinensis, 2397 nucleotides. RefSeq lists its product as uncharacterized. Lineage: Eukaryota; Viridiplantae; Streptophyta; Magnoliopsida; Ericales; Theaceae. The record is from RefSeq and is a predicted model, not a curated record. Gene Ontology annotation, biological process: meristem maintenance; meristem development.